GCCAUGUUGAGGAAGCACCGUGUUGGGAAUAUUUGCUUAAUCGUGUUUGCCCACAUGUUUCAUUUCCUAAUAUACGGUGUCCUUUUACACCACAGAUGUUUUGAGGCACUGGCCGUGGGAGCCUGAGCGCGUUUGGAGAUGGCGCUGUGCGCAGACUGAGCAGCCCGAAGUUCCGCACAGAGCAGACUGAAAGUUGGCUCAUAACAAGCGCACACCUCGAACACGGACUGGAUUUUCUCCUUGGAUUACACGCGGAAUUUCACUGCAACAUGAACACACCGGACUCUGCGUGAGACAGGACGUGUGUGUGUGUGUGUGUUGGGGUUUUGUUGGAGGACUCUCGUGUAAAGGAGUGAACUUUGCUGAAGUUUUCUUAACUGAGGGUUUUUUUUGUUGUUGUUGUUUGGAUCGGAGUGACUUUGUAAUACGGAUGUUUUCCCCAAGCGGAGAAUGAACGAGGCGGGCGAUAAGGACGCGGUUGCGGUGCCGCGGAAGCACCGACUCAUGUCCGCGGUCCACGGAGGUGCGUCUCCCGGUCUCGCGUGCAGACCGGGUCGCGUGCUGAACGGCGUCUCGUUGGUGCACUGCUUCAUAUGCGGCAGCGGAGUGACGCCGGGUAAAGAGCUGCAGCUGCAGGUUAAGUACCGGCACGGGAGCACGCCUUUCUUUCCGUUCUUGCAAGGCCAGGAGCCGGCACCGGGCGCCGCGGAGGUCGGUGCCGACGGGCACGCGCUCGUGUGCGCCGUGUGCCACUGCUUCCUGCGCGAGCAGUGGAACGCGUUCGAGCGCAGCCGCACGCCGCUCGACAAACGCGUGUACUGGCUCAAGAGACCGCACCAGUGCGACGCGCGCCGCGCGCCCCGGGACUGGGACGCGGCGCGAGACGCGAACGCCACGCCGACCGCGAGCGGUCAGAACGGCGACGGCGACGAAUCCGACUUCUCGUCGUUCUUGGAUAACGAGCACGCGUCGGAUCAAGACUCGGAUGCCGCAGACAGAGGUGGAGGAGGAGGAGUACAGGAGAAAGGGAAGUUCCUCAAAGUCCCCGCGGCCGGUCGAGCGUGCAAGGACGGCGCCGGGAUUAAGAGCAGUUCCGAUUCGCAAAGCGCUGCGCGUUACCGGGUCGGUGUUUAUAACACUCAGGACGCGGAGAAGUCUGAGAGCGCGCUGCUGUCUGGCUCUGUGAUGAUGAAUCACGUGUCCCAGACGACGCUGGCACUCGCGCGGCUCCACGGGAACCUGGCCCGGCGUGAUUGUGAAAGCCCUUCCGGUGACACACCCACCCAGGACGCAGGGAUUGUAAUGCGGGACAGGCGAAGUGGCUGGAACUCCAGGCUGCAGCAGCUGCUCUUCAGCCCUGCUGAGGACAUUGCACAUGCACGUGCCAAAGAAGCCGGGCUUAAUCAGUUGUGUGACUCGGAUGCAUCUGACGGCGAUGAGAUUAAUGUAACAAGUGAUGAAGAUAGGGAGGAUGAGAGGAGAAGACAACAAGUUGGAUACCAGGUUAUGGACAGACACGUGUGCUACAUCUGCGGCAGCCGACUUCAACCGGGCAUCCGCUUUGAAGUGUGUGUACAAAAGCAGGAGAGAGCUGCCAGUGAGCCUUUCUUCCCCUUCCUCUGGCUGCACACACCUCCGCCAGACGCUCUGCCGAUAAGCCCAGGGGGCCGCACGCUAGUAUGUGCCAGCUGCCAUUCGUCACUUAUGCAGCAGUGGCAGGGCUUUGAGCUGGCGGACGUACCCGUCCUACAGCGCCUUUACGUAGUGCCAGUUAACGUAGCUGCCACAACGUCGCCGGAUAUGGACGGCAUCGGGUCUUUACCCAAAAUUCGCCCUCUCCCUUCUAUACGUCAUCCCAGGGAGGACUGCUAUUUAUGCGGGCAGGACUGUGCACAAGACAUCAGGGUGGCAUAUUCCCGUGCCGGGGUAGGCAAAGCCCGUGGGGCCAUGUACUUUCCAUUUAUCAACCUGCUUCCGUGCCCACCUAACGCCCAAACCAUGCGAGAUGGCCAGGUACAUUGCUGCGCCACCUGUUACACCAUCUUAGAGGACAUCUGGGCAGCAUACCGUCUCUGCCUUAGUGAGGAGCUUAUCACUUCCGUCAGCACCUUCCUCGGGAGAUACCACCAGACCACUACUGCAGGAGGAGUCUCAAGCAGCCUCGUCAGAGCACAGGAGAGCAUUUCUGCUUCCCUUCACCACACCUCCCUGUGUUACCUGUGCGGGGUGGAGCUCUCCGCAGGCACGGAGUACCAGCUUCAUGUUAAUCCUCCUGGACGAUGCGGAGAGAAAGAGCCCUUCUUCCCUUUCCUCACCGUGCAUACACCGGCCCCUCGCGCCCGCCCUGCGGAUGCCACCGGCCUGGUGUCCGCAUGUUCCCUGUGCUAUCAUGACCUGCUGGCUCAGUGGUCGCAGCACGAGGCUGCAGGAUCAGGGCCCUCUAGCAGCCCUUGGUCGCGUCAAUACAGCUGCGAAAGUUUUGUCUGCUUUUUCUGCAGGCAGGAGAAAAGGAGGGCGUUGGGGUUGAGGGCAGUCAACGUCGCUCGGCUGCCCGUCUUCCUCUACGCCCCACGGGUUAGCCACACUCUUGUGGUGGAUGAUGGGAAACAACUCACAAUUGGCUCGUGUGUGGAAUGUAAAUCCAUGGUGUUGGCUGGACAGAACAUGCAGCAGGAUGGCACGCUGGACCGUGGAAGACCAGCAGGGAGUAAGCAGAAGAGCUCCACAGUAGAAGAACCGGCCGGGAGCAGUAAAGAGGACGCUCGACAACCGACUGCGCCGGUGAGGGAGCUUUCCAAGCAUGCUCCAUCUGGGGAGUCUGGGAUCAUCUUCACAAGAUCUCAUCCCUCGAGCGAGGACAGAGAUCGAUCACCUUCCAGCAUGAGCCAUGAGCCGAAGUCGCCCUCACUAGGCAUGAUCUCCACGGCGACGCGCACCACGGCGACGGUCAGCCCGCUCACGCCGUCAUCCCUCAACGGCUCCAUCGUGCCCAAUGGCAGCCCGGCUGCUCAGUCUACUCACUCCGGAUUCGCCGCCGCCCUGCGCAAGCUGGCCAAGCAAGCCGAGGAGCCUCGAGCAGGUUCCUCCAUCAGUAGCGAGUCCUCCCCUGUCUCAUCUCCAGCCACAAACCAGAGCUCUCCAGUGAGCACGCCCAAACGCGGUCCCCUCGGCCCGGUCAUAGUGCCCCCUGGAGGCCACAGUGUGCCCAGCACCCCACCGGUGGUCACCAUCGCCCCUACCAAAACGGUCAACGGCCUGUGGAGGAGCGAGAGCCGCCCUGUACGAGAGGUUGGAGAAUUCGUGGCAAGGGAUCGGAGACCGUUCCGCCGUACAGAAUCUCUCCAGAUCCUUCAAAUUCCGAGGUCCACGCUGGUGGGCUCUCCUCUUCAGUUCACCCGACAGGUUUUCUAUGUCAGGGGACGGGGAUGUCCAUGGCAGGACCUUGAUGUUGUGUCAGAGUCGGGCCCUCGUGGUGUCAGUAGAGAGCGUCUGGCACCCGAGGCUCAGGAAAAGGGCGGCCCUUCUGUUCCAGCCCACCUCAUAGGAAAUCCGUACGCGUUUGGCCUGACGUCCGGAUCCGUGAUGCAGGAUUCACGCUUUCAGCCCCUAAACAGCCUGCCGAGGCAGAUGCCCCACGGCGUGCCCCCCGGCGGAGUACCAGAAGAGUACCUGCGUGGUUUCCGUCCCUACCCCACGGCCGAGGACCUGCGCAUGCCCUCGCUGCCCCUGGGCCUGGAUCCGGCCACUGCUGCGGCCGCUGCCGCUAACUAUUAUCACCCCAGCUACCUGGUCCACCCCUCGUUCUCCCCUUACAGGAUGGACGACCCUUUCUUGUCUGCACUGAGGUCUCCGUUUUACCCUUUACCUGCAGGGGGCGCUCUGCCCCCGCUGCACCCGUCUGCUGUGCCCAUGCACCUCCCAGGGGUGCGUUACCCUGGCGACCUCAGCCAUGCCUCGCUGUCCAGUCUGCAGUCUGAGAGGCUCCAGAUGGAGGAUGAGAUUCGUCAGAGAGAAAGGGAGCGAGAGAGAGAGCGCGAGCGGGAAAAGGAGCGGGAGCGCGAGGCAGAGCGAGAGAAAGAGCGAGAAAGAGAGAGGGAGCGAGAAAGAGAGCGAGAAAAGGAGCUGGAGAGAGAGCGGGAGAGGGAGAGAGAGAGAGAACGGGAGCGUGAGAGAGAGAAAGAAAGGGAGCGAGAGAGGGAGAGAGAGCGAGAGCUAGAGAGACAGAAGGAGAGAGCCGUGCGGGAGAAGGAGCUACAGGUGUCCAAGGCCAUGGAGGGUCAUUACCUGGCUGAGCUCCACGCUCUGAGAGGCCAGGCCGAGGAACGAGCGAAGGCCACCGAGAGACUCACUCCCAACAGAGCAGAUAAAACCAAAGAACCCACCCUCCCUGCUCCUAAACCAAUCCAGGCAGGCCUGCACCCUUCACUAAGCUCCUCCCACCACCCGGUUCCCACCCUGAUUUCCGCACACGGCAUGUACCUCGGACCAGCAGGGACGGGACCCGGGGCUCUGACGCCCGCCAUGAUUCUGCAGCGCAACAACGAGGAGGAGCGGUGGCUGGCUCGGCAGAGGAAACUACGGCAAGAGAAAGAGGACAGACAGUACCAAGUGUCCGAGUUUCGCCAGCAGGUUCUGGAGCAACAUCUAGACAUCGGCCCGAGAGGAGACGCACCCGAGCUACGGAACGAGGGCCCGAGGACCACCAUCCAAAACCACCACGAGCCCGGCAGCAGAGAGCGCGAGCGAGAACGGGAUAUCCACCCCCACCUCGGCGCUCCUCCACCUCUCAUCUCCCCCAAACCCCAGCCCAGAGACCACGCCCCUGCUCCACCCACCACCCUCUGGAACCCCGCCUCGCUCAUAGAGACCUCGUCCGAGUCACGGCGGCCUCUCCACGAGCCACAUUCGGGUCCCUACGACAUCGGCCGCCUCGCUCCGCCUCCGACCAAGACCGAGCGCCAUUUCAGCUCGGAAAAGCCCAAAGACGGACACGAGAAGUUCCCGCUCGUCCGGCCUACGGGGUUCUCCGAGCCCCGCCCUUUCCUGGCCGAGCUGGAGAAAUCCACGCAGUCCUUUUUAAACCAGCAGAGGGCGGCGCUGAGUCUGAGCACGCAAUACGGAGAGCUGAGCGGUACUCUGAAGAGCAGUGCGGUCCAUAAGGGCCUACACGGACCACCCAUGAGGCCGGGAAGCGAUUCCGUGCUCGUGUACGACGAGUAUCUACAGCUGCAUCGACGGCCGAUUAGCAAACUGGACCUGGAGGAGAGGAGGAGGAGGGAAGCAAGAGAGAAAGGGUAUUACUACGAGCUGGAUGACUCGUACGACGAGAGCGAUGAAGAGGAGGUGAGAGCUCAUCUCCGGAGAGUGGCCGAGCAGCCGCCACUCAAACUGGACGACUCCACCGAGUUGGAGUUUCUGCGGCUGUUCGGUUUGACCACCAUGUCUCGGCGAGAAGAGCUGCUGGAGCACAAGAGGAGGAAGAGGAGGAGGAUGCUCCGGGAAAGAAGCCCCUCCCCUCCGGCCGUGGCCAACAAGCGCUCACCUCCACCACUUAGCACUCGCUUUACUCCUGAGGAGAUGGACAACAGCCCAGAGCUGGAGGCCAAGAAACGCUUCCUCACCAUGUUCAGCCUCAAUCACCUGAACACGCAGCGGAGGAAAGAGAACGAGAGAGUGGUGGAGCUGCUGCACGCCAUUAAACAGAAAAGUGUGACUCUAGACACCAUCAGGCACAAUCCUCUCCCGCUGUGUAAGAGCCCGCUGCUCCAUCAGUCUGAUUCAUCCUCAUCCCAGUCUCCAGGCCAGUCGGGCGAGUUAGUCAGUGCCAGACCGCCGAGCCCUCCACCUCCGUCCACUGGACCUCCAGCUGAGCCUUCCUCCGCUCCACCUCCCGAGCACCUCAGACCCGUCUCUGAACCGCUCAGACCGAAGGACACGCCCCUUCCGCUGUCAUACGCGGAUAAAAACCGAGGAAGCGACGUAAUCCUCAACAAGAAGCCCUCCAUCCUGCUGAACAGCGCGCACCCUAAAGACGGCGGAGGCAACCUGAACGGCCGGACCAAGACACGGGAGAGAUUCACGGCCGAGGAGUUCGCCCUGCAGUUCCACGAGUCGGUGCUGCAGUCCACUCAGAAAGCACUGCAGAAGCACAAAGGUGGCGCCUCGGCCAUCUCCGAGCCCAACCACACCAUGGACUCCACGGUGCACUACAACAUCCCGGAGCUGCAGAGCGGCGCGGGCCGCAGCACACACCCCCACACACACCCCGCACUCCAGCCCAACGGUCUGCACUGUCCACCCACGGUCCGGAGAGACGGCCCGCCACGCCCCGAACUCUCCACCGAGGAAGACUCCGAUGACGGUGAUGAGGAAGACGAGGAAGAAGAAGAGUCUCUGGGUCACAGGUGGAACGGGAUCGAGUCCAUCUUCGAAGCGUAUCAGGAAUACGUCGAAGAGCAAAAUAUCGAGCGUGAGGUGCUGCACAGUCAGUGCAGGAAGCUGGAAGCCCAACACUACAACCUCAGCCUGACUGCUGAACAGGUCUCUCACUCCAUGGGGGAGAUGAUGACUCAGAAGCAGAAGCUGGCGGCUGAGAGGGAGAAGCUGCAGGCCGAGCUGGAGCACUUCAGGAAGUGUCUGAGCGUGCCGCAUACGGCCUGGAGCAGGGCUCACUUCAAGGGAUAUCCUCCCAGGUGACAUCCCACCGAAUCACCUGAGUUUCAUCCACCCCACCCCCCACCCUUCCUUUUCCCUCUUUUCUAACGCCCAGACUCCGGCCCGCUCUGGUCCUCCGCAACAGAACGAGGGCGGAGUUUUUGGAGAGAUGGUGCACCGUCAGUACACUGAGAAGGACUGAUGCGUAAAUGCCAAGCCCACAAUCUGACAUGAAACGUGCCAUCGAAAGGUGUAGGACAGGUGCUACGCCCUUUACCAACCAACCAACCCACCCACCUGGAUCUUGCAGGAACGCUCGGUCCAUAACACACACACACACAUACACACACACACACACACACACACACACACACACACACGCGCGCGCGGCGGUACAAACAGCAGUCCGCGCCUCACUAGGACAGAUCGCGUAGACAGACUGAAUGGUCAUGUGACUCCCCCCUAAAAUGUAUAUCGUCAUGGCAACCGCACCAUCUGGCCUGGAGAUCUGAGGAACUGGAAAUGCACUUAAGAGACAACCCAGAAGAACUACCUGGAGGUACUGUGUUCUAACAAAGAACUCCUUUCAAAAUUAGGGAAGAACUUCAAAAAAAAUAAAACAAUAAAUAAUUAAAAAUGCACAUUUUUGUUGUUGGGGGGGGGGGGGGUGUUAAAAAUGUUAAGGAAAGUUUUAUUCAAGUAAAAAAAAAAAAUUAAUUUUUAAAGAGGUGCUUCAUGCCUUGUAUUGUAAAUACCGAAACAAAACGGAAAGGAAUUUUUCUAUGUUUUUAUUACUUACGUUAAUUGUUCUUUGAAGAAGAAGAAGGAAAAAAAAGAAGCCUGCCAUUUUAAAAAAAUGCACAUGCUUUUUAGGGCGUUAAGCCGGAGCCUUGCUUUUAGUGUUUGUAUUGCUGCUGGUCAGGAUAAAGAACGGAGGAAGAGCUCAGUGCGGACCUCCGGUGUACGUGUGUGAGAGAGUGUGUGUGUGUGUGUGUGCGCGUGCGAGUGUGUAGCCUACAACAGUAGCAUCCGUCCCCAAAGGCAGCACCAGGUCUAAAGAAGAGCAGAACAUCACCACUCUCUCACUCCCUGCACUCUGGACUUCUACCGUAGGCUCAUGACCAUUUCAUUUUGUUAUUAUUAUUAUUAUUAUUAUUAUUAUUUUACAUUUUAUGGUGAAACAGCACGCAUUCUCUGCAUUCAGUCCCUUUUUUUGUAUCUUAAUCAGUGAGUACUGUGCCAAAGGCACCCACAGAACCACAAAUCAGAAAACAAAUCAUGCCAUUAGUAGCGCAAGAGCUGACGGCCAAAAAAAACAAACAAAAAAAACAAAAAAAAAAGCAAUUUCAUAUCAACGCUAAGCUAAAUUCUUUCAGUGUCAAAAGUUACAAGAUUCGUUCUAAUAUCGUUAAUUAGCAUAGAAUAUAAUCAUAUCAGUCACAGGACGUGUACACGGGGUGCCUGUGUGUGUCCUCAGGUUAAAAUUACUUUAAAAAAAUAUAUAUACACACACACACACACACACAUUAUAAAUAUAAAGCAUAUAAAGUGAACAAAACGGCAUUUUGACUACAAAAGGGUUCGGAUUCGUUUUAUUUUCAGCUUAAACUCCAUGUAAAACACGAUGAAGCACGAAGUAUAACCCAUGGUUUGGAAAAUCCAUUGUUUAAUAUGUUUUGUAAGACUAGAAACCUCACAAAAAUGACCAAGGAACACCUCUCCACCUUUAUCCCGCAUUAAUAACGCCAAGAUCUAUGAAUAUGCAUGAUAUGCAAAUAAGACACACCCCUAAUGCCAUCCCUAAUAGCUAGCCGGCUAGAUCAUUAAUAUAAAAAUAUAGCGAACAUUACAUCUUAAUCCUUUAAUAACUCGCAUAUCGAACGUGAUUUGGUGCAAAGCUAGGUCUUCAUUAGUGACAUCACAGACGUAGCCCCGCCCAUCUCUAUAUACGGAUAAAAUGUUACUCGGACUUUUUUACGGAUCUGCGUUUACGCUUUUAGGUACAGUAUCAUCGACCCAACGCUAGCCUGUUUUAUCUCCUAAUCUCCGACCGAUGCGUCAGCGUUCCUCAGCGUCUGCGUUUACGUUCUCCUCCUGUCCGCGGUACACCAGAGCCAAUUAGCAGCCGCGUUUAACAAAAUACAGCGUUACGUUUUACAAAAAAAGUUUAUAAUCGCGUCGUUCAGCUCAUCGCAGGUUCAUGUUAUCGGCGCUCAGGCUCACAGGAUGAACCGCUUCUGGAGGCGGUUCCAUGUUUACAGACCCGAGGCUGGCCCUAAAGAGCAUCCAUCAUGUGCAAUGUGUGUUUGUUUGUUUGUGUGCUUGAGCGAGCACUACCACUGCCUGUCCAGGAGCAGGGACACGCCCUCUCUCUCUCUCCCUCCCUAUCUCUCAGUGUCUCUCGCCCAACUAAGCGCACGCACAUGCAGAAGCCCCACCCCCUCCCGCCCAACCCAAUGGAGGAUGUCUAGAUGCUGUGAAAUCAUGUUUUUAAGGAAAAAAAAUGUACUUGUUUGAAUUCAUUGUAAUGUAAUAUAUUCUUUGUUGAAUGUAGUAAUUAGGUAUUUAUGAAUAUAUUGCUGUAAUUUCAAACAAAAAAAUAAAAUGCUUCAGAAUUAAA
Messenger RNA from Ictalurus punctatus (channel catfish), 9274 nucleotides. It is a transcript of the gene gse1b, whose product is annotated as Gse1 coiled-coil protein b. The record is from RefSeq and is a predicted model, not a curated record. The transcript is spliced from 18 exons. The coding region runs from base 451 to 6696 and encodes 2081 amino acids. NCBI's taxonomy places the organism in Eukaryota, Metazoa, Chordata, Actinopteri, Siluriformes, Ictaluridae.